AUGUCGUCAGGAAGACCGAUUAAAUGUGUAGUGGUGGGUGAUGGAACUGUGGGCAAAACUUGUAUGUUAAUAUCAUACACUACAGACAGUUUUCCGGGCGAAUAUGUUCCAACAGUAUUUGAUAAUUACUCAGCUCCUAUGGUUGUGGAUGGAGUAGCGGUGUCUUUAGGACUCUGGGAUACAGCUGGGCAAGAGGACUAUGAUAGACUGAGACCUUUAAGUUAUCCACAAACAGAUGUCUUCCUUAUAUGCUUUAGUGUGACAAGUCCAUCAUCAUAUGAGAAUGUGACUUCAAAAUGGUAUCCAGAAAUAAAACAUCACUGCCCUGAUGCUCCUAUUAUACUAGUUGGUACAAAAAUUGACUUAAGGGAUGACCGUGAGACGUUAAGUCUACUCUCAGAGCAAGGCAUGUCUCCUUUAAAGCGAGAACAGGGUCAAAAGCUUGCUAAUAAAAUACGAGCCGUCAAGUACAUGGAAUGUUCUGCUUUGACACAACGUGGUCUCAAGCAAGUCUUUGAUGAAGCUGUCCGUGCAGUAUUAAGACCGGAGCCACAGAAGAGACACCAAAGGAAGUGUUUAAUCAUGUAAAUAUGUCACACACCCUAUGACAGUAGUAUGAUAAUGUCACAUAAUGCAGGAAUCUCAAGACAACAGUAAUAAUAUGUUUCUAUACCAGCAAUAGGAUGCUAAUUUAUUUCUGAAGUCAAUCAAAGUCUAAUUUUCCUAAUAAUUGAUUCAUUGCAAUGUGCCAUAACUAAUUUUUUCAAAUAUAAACAGUGUUGUCUUAAUGCAUUAUUACAUCACAAAUGUGAAUAUCUUAUUUAUGUAAACUGUUUUCUUAAGUAAAUGGAAGUAAAUGCCAAAGAUUUAUGAAUAGGUGUAAGUUUCAAUAUUUUUUAGGUUUCAUGUGUGGUAUAAAUGGUUGGAAACAAAUUGUUACUGUUAACGAUAACUGAGAAAUGAUAAUAUUAUUUUUUUAUAAUAUUAUGCAAAUGACCUCAAUAUUUUGAAGUUUUAAAAUAUAUUCUUAUGCAAGAUGUGAAUAAGGACUGACAGUUAGUUGUGAAGCUAGAUAUGUGUAUAACAUACUCAAAUAAUGGUAAUUUCUUAGUUGCGAGAGUAAAUAUUUUGUAUUGACAGGCAUUUAUAUAGCGGUCAGCAUUUUGUAAUAGUUUUCUUUUAUAAUCAUAAAUUGCGACUUAGAAAAUAAUAAUUUAGGCACAUGUUUAGUAGAUCUAAGCUAGAUACUACUGACGUUAUACCGCUAUGAAUGUAUUUGCCUUAAGAAUUUAUGGUUAUUCUCAGGGUAGAUAUUACAAGAUGAACAAUGAAAAAGAUUUUGGGGAAAUAGUUUAGUACUAACAUAACUCGAAUUAGAGUUAAGAGAUGGAAUGAAAAACGGUUUGUUUAUUAAUUAUGUCUAAAAACUUUCUGAUAUUUUCUUAUACUCGAAUGUGUUUAUAACUUAAAUAACGUUUUUUAAGUAGGUAUAUAUAGUUUCCAGUUUCGAUAAUACACAUGACGAAAUAGGAAGUGGUUUAUAGUCGUUUUUAGGUCAAAUAUUUUUGUAUGUGAAAAACAUAGCUUAAGAUAACAAAGCAUUUAGUGUGAUUAUACCGCAUCGAUAUUACUCAAGUAUUUUAUAGACUGCUUUGAGUUACAGGUAACGCUUUGAAAUUAUUGUGUAUAUAAACUUUAAUUAUUUAUAUUGUAAGAACAAAUGCGCAAUUUACAAAUAAAAUCUUAUUGUAAUAUGUA
Molecule: messenger RNA, 1758 nt
Organism: Melitaea cinxia (Glanville fritillary)
Lineage: Eukaryota; Metazoa; Arthropoda; Insecta; Lepidoptera; Nymphalidae
Gene: Mtl
Product: ras-related C3 botulinum toxin substrate 1
Exons: 5
Coding region: 1-588 (195 amino acids)
Biological process (GO): small GTPase-mediated signal transduction
Molecular function (GO): GTP binding; GTPase activity
Source: RefSeq, a predicted model, not a curated record